This is a messenger RNA of Drosophila grimshawi, 833 nucleotides long. RefSeq lists its product as uncharacterized. The transcript has 2 exons. Lineage: Eukaryota; Metazoa; Arthropoda; Insecta; Diptera; Drosophilidae. Bases 160 to 555 code for a protein of 131 amino acids. The record is from RefSeq and is a predicted model, not a curated record.
UGGAGCGAGUGAGUGAAUCGUAUGUGUGUAUCGGGUAUCGAGUACAACUGAGUGCCCGAUUAUCGAGUACCGAGUUUUGUGUGAGUCGAGUGCUCACAACAACUGUGUGAGUGUGUGUGCGUGUGUGUGUAAAAUAUAACAAACGACAAAGAGUGAAUCAUGUACAGGACGUGGCUCUGUCUGAUAUCUGUGCUGAGCGUUGCGAGCGCCGCCAAUCUCGCCUACUUGCCCCGCCAGACACAGAGGGCGGUGCAGCUCGGGAAUGCCUAUUAUUACAAUGCACCUGCCCCAAGCACAUCACAGGCUUUGCGUCGCAUUAUCCAAGGACAUCUGCAGCGGUUCCAGCAGGCGGACAGACAGAGGGUCAUUUCGUCACUGCCGAUGAGGGUGGAAGUGUAUCGGCAGUCGCCACAGCAACUAAUCUUUGAAUUUAUGCUGCCACCGAAUUCACCCACACCCAAGAAUUAUGCGAUGAAUUUUCUACCGGAGGGCAGGGACGUGGCACCCGGAACUUCCUAUAUACCAUUAAAGCUGUUCCGAAUACGAGUCAAGUGAGAAAAAACUUGGUCGGCAUCUUCUGUUAUUCAAAUGAGUUCUGCGUCUGCUAGGAAUGCCAGUCUUGUUAAGUAGCGGCGGCGGCGGCAGCGGCAGCGGCGGCAACCAGUAAAGGAGGUUAAUUUGUCAUAAUCCCAUUGGUUGUUAUACAAUGUUAAUGCUAACGACAUAUUAAUUCUUCGAUUAAUUCGAUAUUCAGAAAAAUAUAUGCUAUAAGUGCAAACAACAUCAACGGAAAAUCAGAAUUGAUAUUUUCAAGAAUAAUUUCUAAGCUCACG